Neoarthrinium moseri is the source of this 816-nucleotide messenger RNA. RefSeq lists its product as uncharacterized. NCBI's taxonomy places the organism in Eukaryota, Fungi, Ascomycota, Sordariomycetes, Amphisphaeriales, Apiosporaceae. The transcript has a single exon. Gene Ontology annotation, molecular function: oxidoreductase activity, acting on the CH-OH group of donors, NAD or NADP as acceptor. Bases 1 to 816 code for a protein of 271 amino acids. The record is from RefSeq and is a predicted model, not a curated record.
AUGGACGUUCCCGGCUACGCUUUGGUAACUGGUGCCGCUUCGGGAAUUGGUAGAGCUUGUGCGAACACAUUUGCUAGAGAUGGUGCCGCCGGAGUAGCGCUGUUUGACGUCUGCCUUGAGGCCUUACACAUGGUCAAAACAGAGAUAGAGCAGAAGCAGUACACCCCCCAGGGGAAGCCCUGCAGGGUUGUCAUACACCAAGUAGAUGUGUCAAAGGAGGAACAGGUCACCCAAGCCGUGAAAGCAGUUGUUGAGGAGUAUGGACGUCUGGACUAUGUCGCCAAUGCAGCUGGCAUCGCGAUGAAGCAUGCAGGAGGUGCUGCAUUUGCCGCGCUCAACGAUUGGCAGCGCGUUCUUGACGUUAACUUGACUGGAUCUCUUCUGGUGCUGAAAGCUGCGGCUCAGGUCAUGUUGAAGCAAGAGCCUAUUCAUUCUUCGAUCGAUGGGAGGCCACUACAAAGAGGGACAAUUGUUCUCUUCGGAUCUAUUCAGUCCGUGGCGGGCAUUCCUCUAUCUACCGCAUAUGCCGCAUCGAAAGCGGGUGUUUUAGGCUUAACGAGAUCCGCGUCCGAAGACUACGCGAAAGAUGGUCUCCGUAUCAAUGCGAUCUGUCCAGGCUAUACCGAGACGCCCUUAACAACGAUGAACCCUGGGGUAUUCAAAGUGAUGGAGGAACGAGUGUUGGUUGCGGUUCCCAUGAUGCGUGUAGGCAAACCACAGGAGAUUGCCGAUGGUGUGGUCUAUCUUGCAGGCGGCAGGAGCUCUUUUGUCACGGGAACUGCGCUCAUGGUUGACGGCGGGUACACUGAGAGAUAG